Dendroctonus ponderosae (mountain pine beetle) is the source of this 1148-nucleotide messenger RNA. Its product is annotated as breast cancer metastasis-suppressor 1-like protein. The record is from RefSeq and is a predicted model, not a curated record. Bases 184 to 942 code for a protein of 252 amino acids. NCBI's taxonomy places the organism in Eukaryota, Metazoa, Arthropoda, Insecta, Coleoptera, Curculionidae. Gene Ontology annotation, cellular component: Sin3-type complex. Gene Ontology annotation, molecular function: histone deacetylase binding. Gene Ontology annotation, biological process: negative regulation of transcription by RNA polymerase II. The transcript has a single exon.
GUCGUCUUUUGGCGCAUUUAAGGCAAUAAUCUAAAUCUAUCUAACGGUAUGUAGCCAUUUCUUAGAAAAUAUUCAAUCGCCUAAACCUUAAUCAAAAUAGUCUACAUAUAGCAGCUAUAAAAUGUUUUUUUUGCUGUCGCUGAGAAAGAGGAAGCGUGCAACACCUAACGCAACAAACUUUUGAUGGCAGUUUGUUGUCAAACUGCCAUCCAAAUCUGCAAUGAUUGGUGCCAGCUAGAUAUGGCCCUAAUAAAACCAGCCGGCGAUAACCCGUGUUCGGGAGAAAUGAGUGACAAUGACGGAUUUGCAAAUGAAUCGGAACAGUCGAACUCCAGCCCGGAAAAUGAGGCCAACCGGGACUCCUCUGAAGAUGAGCCCGACUCGGAGGACAGCUCGGACAUGGAUGAAGGCGAGUGCGAAUCUCGACGUACCGAGCUGAUCCAGCACGUCCAGGACCUGGAAAGCCAGUUUGGCCUACUUAGGGAGCAGCUGUAUCGUGAGCGAAUCCAGCAGGUGGAGACUCAGCUGUCCGAGGUCAAGAUGGGUAAAUCGCUGGACUACACAAUUCCUCUACAGAAUCUGGAGGACCAGCGGCGAGUCAGGACAGAAGUGGCAGGCAUUUUAAGACAACUGCGCUUGGAGAACAUCCACAACCAAUACGAGGCCGAGAAGCAGGCUGCAAUGCAGAACCUGGAAAGCGAAAAGAGCCUGGCUAGAGACUACUAUCAUAGCGAACUCAUGGAGACAAUAAGACGACUGGAGGAGGACAAACAGAACAGUGAAAUCACAUGGGGCGAAGGCGGCGAAUGGAGCUCCAGGUCAAGAACUUCGCGGAAAAAGGCAGUAACUGUAUCCGGACCCUAUAUAGUCUAUAUGCUUAAGCCGCAAGACAUCAUGGAAGACUGGGCGCUUAUACGAAAAGCCUUAAAUAGAGCCACAUGAUGCGAGCGGCCAAUCUAUCGAAUAGGCUGCUGCUACGAAUAGUACCUGUAGGCACUGCAAGAGCCUAUAUGCCUCUACAGUAAUCAAUCAAACAGACGUUAAGCUCGCAAGAAACUGAAAAAGGACUAUUUUUUCAAUGACUACUAUUAGCAAAUCAUUGAAACUGUUAAAGUUGAACUGUGAAAUUAAAAUAAUUGCUGGAGUUA